Lodderomyces pseudojiufengensis is the source of this 2961-nucleotide messenger RNA. Its product is annotated as Zn(II)2Cys6 transcription factor domain-containing protein. NCBI's taxonomy places the organism in Eukaryota, Fungi, Ascomycota, Pichiomycetes, Serinales, Debaryomycetaceae. Gene Ontology annotation, molecular function: DNA-binding transcription factor activity, RNA polymerase II-specific; zinc ion binding. The record is from RefSeq and is a predicted model, not a curated record. The transcript has a single exon. Bases 1 to 2961 code for a protein of 986 amino acids. Gene Ontology annotation, biological process: regulation of DNA-templated transcription.
AUGAAUCAAAAUUUGAAUUCUUCUAAUUCUUAUAAUAAUGAUAAUUCAAUAAUAAAUUCAUCAAAUUCAUCAAAUUCAGUUGUAAACGAUAGAAAAAAUUCUGAUCCAAAUACAAAAUUAACAAAUUUUUUUAAAAAUGAUUAUACAAAUAACUCAACUUCUCCAAAUUCAUUAAUCCCUAAUAUUCAAGGUAAAUCAAUUACAAAAUUAACAAAUAAACAUACAACAUCAUCAAAUAAUGUUAAAAAAUCAAAAAGAUCAACUACAUCAAGAGCUUGUGAUGCUUGUGCAAUAAGAAAAGUAAAAUGUGAUCCAAAUACUCCUUGUAAUCAUUGUGAAAUUAAUAAUUUAAUUUGUACAAGAAAUAGACAAAGAAAAAAAUCAGGUCCAAAAUCUUUAGCUAAAAAGACUUUAGAUUCAAUAAAUAAUUUAAGUGAAGUUAUUGAAUUAAAUUCAAAUAAGAAAUCAGAUUCAUUAAAUAUACCAAGCCACGCUGUGUCUAAAAGUCCAAGUUUUAUAGAGGAUGAACAACAAAGUAGUAAUCAAUCAAGUCCUCCUGUAAGUCAUAAAUCAUCUAUAGUUCAAUCUAUAACUCCUAAUAAUGAUAUACAAUCAAAUCAAAUACAAGAAUCCCCUGAAGUUAUACUACCUGUUACAACAAUACAAGAGUCUUUGACUCCUAAUAACUCAUCUGAAGAUUAUUUAGUAACACCUGCUCAUUUGAUUGAGAAUCUACGAUUAUUAGGUGAUGAACCAUGUAUAUUUGAAUUAGUUAAACCAUUAACUGUUGAUUCUAUUUUAUUGAACUAUUCAAAAUUAAUUCAAUUUUUAGAAAUAAAUUAUCCAGACUCCACCACCACAAACAAUCCAUACACCAGUGAAAUAAAUUUAGUUAAAUAUCAUGAAAAUUCAUUAUUUUUAUCACAACUACUUAUAAUUAUAACAUUAAAUCAAAUAAUAGCAGAAAUGUUAAUAAAAUUAAAAAAGCAAAAAUUUAAAAAUUUUAAAAAUUAUUCUAAAAAGAAUUUAAUGUUUAGACCAUUUAAAAAUUUUAAAAAUUUAUGUCAUUUUAAAGUUCUUGAAAUUUUAACAUUAAUUGAAAAAAAUUUUAUUGUACCACCCAUAAUCCCCAAGAUGAGAUCAGAUAAAACAAAUCAAUUUUGUCAUUUAAAUCAAUAUCAAAUUUAUUUUAAUUUAUCUUUGUCAAAUAUACAAUUAAGUAAUUAUUAUAAUAUUUUAAAUUUAACAAAUAGUUUAAAUUCAACAAAUGAUUUAAAUAAUUCUUAUGGUAAUGAAGCUCAAGAACAUCAAAAGAUUCUUUAUUUAAAUAAAGCUAUUAGCUUUUUUCAAUUGAUUAAUUUAAAAGAUACUGAUCCAAUCAAGCCAUUUAAGGAGUUAUAUGAAUUAAUAUUUAUAUUUGAAAGAUAUUAUAUAAUUUUUAGUUCAUUUUCUUAUGGUUGGAACAUUUUUAGAAAUAAUGACAUGAUAUUGAAAUUAACAAAUUCAUCUUUGGGAGCUGAAAAUAGUUCAUUUUUAUUCAAAUUGUUAAAAUUUAUUGAUGAUGAAAAAUUAAUUGAAGAUAUUUGUAAAAAUUCAAAUUUUAAUAUAACUUUAAAUUAUCAAAAUGAAGAUUCCAAAUACUAUGUUAUAAAAAAUAAUCUCCUAGAAUUAUUAAAACAAACAUCAGAAUCAAUUGAAAAAUUAUUAAUUCAAAUCUUAUUAUUUAAAAUAUUAUUAAUUAAUCCAUUAAAUUUUGAAAAUUGUAAAAAAGAAAUAUAUGAAAUUUUAUUUUCAAUAAGUAUCGAAUUAGAAAAUUCAAAUAAUGAUUUAUUUAAAAUUAAAAUUUCAAAUUAUCAAGUUUUACAACCUUUAUUACAUAUUUUAAAAAUCUUUUUGGAAAUAAAACAAAAAGAAGUUAAAUUAAAUCUUGGUAUGAAUUUAAAAGAUCAAAAUUUAUUAGUUAGAUAUAGUGAAUUAUUAAUAUUACAUUUACCAUUUUUUAAUAAUAUUAAUAAAUUAAUUAGAUCUCAUAAAAUUUUAAAUAAUUGGUUCUUGAUGUUAAGUGAGAUUAAGAAAGAUAAAGAUGAUCAACCAGAAUCGCCACAACAACAACAACAAUCUCCACAACAGCAACUACAACCACAACCGGUACAACAAUUUCAACCAUAUCAACAACAAAUCCUACAACAACCUCAAACUCCAAUAACAAAUUUACCAUUACAUACAGGUAUAACCCCAGAACAACCACAAAAUUUUAAUAAUAAUGAUCAAUUAUCUUUUACAAAUUUAAAUAAUCAAUUUCAACUGAUGCAUCAAAAAAUUGCUUCACAAAUUGAUAUAAAUGAAUUAUUAAAAGAUUUUAAUGUUUCAAAAUUUAAUGAUGAUUCAAAUUCAAAUUCAAAUCAAAAUUUAAUUAAUCUUACACCUAUAAUUCAAUAUAAACCAGAUGAUGAAGAUGAAGAGGAAGAAGAAUUGGAAGAGAAAAACGAAAAUGAUAAAAAUAAGGAAGUUAAUGACGAAUCCGCAAACAGAAGUAAUCUAGAAGAAGAAGAAGAAGAAAAUGAUUUUUUUAGUAUAAGACCUAAAAAUGAACAUGGUCAUAAAUUUAUAAAUUCAAAUAAUUUAAUUCAACAAUCAAUUCAACAAAAAAAAAUAAAUUCACAAUUUCAACAAUAUCCAAUAACCACAAAUUCUAAUUCUAACUUGAAUCAAAAUUUCACAAUACCACCAAAUCAAUCAUCAUCAAUUAUAAAUUUAAAUAAUUUAAAUAAUGCAAGUACAAGAUCUUUUUUAAGUUUAUUAAAUGCUGCUAAUUAUAUUGAAGAUGAAGAAAAUAAUAAUAAUAAUUUUAAUUUAAAUCAAACUAUUUCUAAUAAUGAAGUUAAUUAUAAUGCUAAUAAGAAUAAUGGUAAUAAACCAAUUGGUGAUUCUUCAUUUUUUAAUUUGAAUAAUUUAGGAUAA